Messenger RNA from Cokeromyces recurvatus, 294 nucleotides. RefSeq lists its product as uncharacterized. The annotation marks the transcript as partial. Lineage: Eukaryota; Fungi; Mucoromycota; Mucoromycetes; Mucorales; Mucoraceae. The record is from RefSeq and is a predicted model, not a curated record. The transcript has a single exon.
AUGCAAGAGUUUGAGAAUAUGUCCAUCCGUGAAGCAAAAUAUUAUGAGUGGGGGCUCCCUAAAUCAACAGCCAUACGUAAGCUCAAAGAAUGGAGCGAAAGGACAAGUAACAUAGAUGAGAAUGGCUUUCCUGAUACUAUUACGAUAGGGGAGCACAAAGGGCGGACAACAAUACUUAAAGAUGAGCACAUUGUCUUUAUUUUUGAAAUGCUACUUAAUGAGUCAACAAUGACCGUUGAAGCUGUUAUAGAUCAACUUUGCGAGGAGUUGAAGAAUAUAAAAAUGACUCCCAGA